This is a messenger RNA of Dentiscutata erythropus, 247 nucleotides long. Lineage: Eukaryota; Fungi; Glomeromycota; Glomeromycetes; Diversisporales; Gigasporaceae. The record is from the annotation of a GenBank genome assembly.
ACUUAAAAGAAGCGUCUCCACUGUCUUUAAGCAAAGGGGUAUCAGUACAAGAAGCCCUCAGUAUAAUUCGACAAAUCAAGAAUGAUAAAUUACCAUCUGCCAGUCUUACCUCAAUUAUCAAACGGGAGACGUAUUCGAUACCUACUUUUUGCAAUGGUAUUGAUAGACUGCUCGGAGGGAAAGGUGUCGCAUUAGGAAAAAUAGUGGAAUUCUGUGGAAUUCCCGGGAUUGGCAAAACACAGAUGGG